AUGGACCGUGUAGCUCACCGUAGACGAGCUACUCCAAGAUAUAUUGGACAAUUGUUUGUGGAGCGGACUGGACUCAUAGAUGGAAUUGUCCCUCGACAAAUUGCAGAUUCGAUGAGGAUCAUGUUUGGUCUGAAUCUUACCUAUACAACGUCAUACCGGGCUCUCAAAUUCGCUCAAGUAUUUGUCAGGGGAACUCCAGAAGAUGGAUAUGCUAACCUUCCUUCCUACCUUAGAAGACUGAAGCAAGCAAACCCUGGCACUAUAACACACCUGCUCUGUGAUGAAGAAGAUCGCUUCAAGUACUGUUUUGUGGCGUUAGCGGCUUCAACAGCGGGAUUUCAGUACUUGAAGAGGGUUAUUGUGGUUGAUGGAACACACCUUACUGGGAAAUACGGAGGCACAUUACUCGUGGCAUGUGGACAAGAUGCAAACUUUCAAGUAUUUCCUCUAGCAUAUGGUGUUGUUGAUGCGGAGACUAAUGAGUCUUGGGGAUGGUUUUUUGAUAAAUUACAGACUUGUUUCUCACCACAUCCGAUGGUCAUUGUUUCAGACAGAGCAUUGUCCAUUGAAAAUGCUUGUGUGAAUGUGCUUCCAUGGGUCACUAGAGGAAUAUGCUACUACCAUCUUCAGCAAAAUAUUAUCAAGACAUAUGGUGGUAAGGAGCUUAUGUAUCUGGUUAAAGGAGCUGCUUAUGCCCACACUCUAGCUGAAUAUAAUCGGUGCAUGGACUCACUAAGAGCUGCGCACCCAGACCUCGCAGCAUACAUGGAGUUGGCCGACCCUAAGCUUUGGUCUAGAGUUCAUUUUCCCGGUGAUAGAGAGAAGUUAGGGCGGUGGUUCUACAAAAGGCGUGAAGAUGCUUUGAGUCUUCAGACGAGUUACAGCAAGGGAGUUGAGUAUAUACUCGCCAUCCGUGAACAUUACGCUCAAUCAAUGGAUGUUCAGCGAAUAGAUGCAAUACGUUUCCAUGUUACAGCUGGACGUUCUCACUUCGUAGUUGAUCUAGAACAGGGUAAAUGUGAGUGUGGAGUGUUCCAAGUCGAGAAAAUUCCCUGUACACAUGUCCUUGCAGCGCUUGCGUCGGCUGGCGUGCACGUCUCGCACUACACAUGCUGCACAUACUCAAAGGAUUCCUUGUAUGCGACCUACGCCCAUCCAGUGUAUCCUGAGGAGGAAAAUGACAACCACAAGAAAAAGAGCGAGCGGUGCCGACCUCCCAAACCAAAGGAUGGGCCUGGUCGUAAGAAGAAAUCAAGAUGGCAGUCAUGGCUGGAAAUUUCUAGGAAGUCUAGGAAGAAAGACAAAAGACGAAGGAAGAUGCCCAAAGCAUACUGCUGCUCCAAAUGCAAACAACCAGGACAUACUCGCCCGUACUGUGUAAGCUUCGUGCGUCUCGCAGUUCCAUUCGUUUUCAUUAAAUUUUAUUUUCAUAGUCUGGUACAAUUACUUAAGGUCUACGAGGCGUCCACUCGAGGUCUACUUUUGUUUUCGUAG
This is a messenger RNA of Microthlaspi erraticum, 1494 nucleotides long. NCBI's taxonomy places the organism in Eukaryota, Viridiplantae, Streptophyta, Magnoliopsida, Brassicales, Brassicaceae. The record is from the annotation of a GenBank genome assembly.